Messenger RNA from Talaromyces marneffei, 951 nucleotides. RefSeq lists its product as uncharacterized. The record is from RefSeq and is a predicted model, not a curated record. Gene Ontology annotation, cellular component: nucleolus; box C/D methylation guide snoRNP complex; small-subunit processome. Lineage: Eukaryota; Fungi; Ascomycota; Eurotiomycetes; Eurotiales; Trichocomaceae. The transcript has 9 exons. Gene Ontology annotation, biological process: box C/D sno(s)RNA 3'-end processing; rRNA methylation. The coding region runs from base 1 to 951 and encodes 316 amino acids. Gene Ontology annotation, molecular function: rRNA methyltransferase activity; RNA binding; histone H2AQ104 methyltransferase activity.
AUGGCAUUCACACCCCGUGGACGAGGAGGUCCCCCUCGAGGUGGACGCGGUGGCUUUGGAGGCCGUGGUGGCUUCGGAGGCGGUGAUCGUGGUGGUCGUGGUGGUGGUCGUGGUGGUGCUCCUAGAGGCCGAGGCGGCCCUCGCGGUGGACGUGGUGCCCCCAGAGGAGGUCGUGGUGGUCGUGGCGGUGCUCCCCGUGGAGGUGCCCGGGGUGGUCAGAAAGCCAUUGUCGAACCCCAUCGUCAUGCCGGUAUCUUCGUCGCUCGUGGCAAGGAAGACAUGCUGGUCACCAAGAACUUGACUCCUGGAGAUUCGGUCUAUGGUGAGAAGCGAAUUGCCGUCGAGGCCCCUGCUGAGGGUGAUGCUCCUGCUGUCAAGACUGAAUACCGUGUUUGGAAUCCUUUCCGUUCCAAGCUUGCUGCUGGUGUGCUCGGUGGUUUGGAUAAGAUCUUCAUUCAGCCUGGAUCAAAGGUUUUGUACUUGGGUGCUGCCUCUGGUACCAGUGUCUCUCACGUUGCAGACAUUGUCGGUCCUACUGGAACCGUUUACGCUGUUGAAUUCUCUCACCGUUCGGGUCGUGACUUGAUCGGCAUGGCAACAAAACGCACAAACGUCAUCCCCAUUGUCGAGGAUGCUCGCCACCCCAUGAAAUACAGACUUCUCGUCCCCAUGGUCGACGUCAUCUUCGCCGACGUUGCCCAACCCGAUCAGGCCCGUAUCGUCGGUCUCAAUGCACACAUGUUCCUCAAGAACGAAGGUGGUGUUUUGAUCAGUAUCAAGGCCAGCUGUAUCGACAGCACAGCCAAGCCAGAGGUUGUCUUUGCACACGAGGUUGAGCGUCUCAGAGCCGAGAAGAUCAAGCCUAAAGAACAACUCACACUUGAACCUUUCGAGCGUGACCACUGUAUCGUGGCAGGUCAAUACAUGCGUUCCAUGGAAGUUGCAAAGUAA